CGCAAAACAGAUGUUUCAUUCAACGAAUCAUCUGAAAUAUCGAAAAUGUCUUCGGAGGUUGCAGGGCCGAGUACAUCUUGUGGACAAGAUCAAGUCGACGAAGACGUCACCAGUCAAAGCAAAAGAAUGAGAUUGUCGACGAAAAGUAUUGAAAUCACUGAUUUGAACAACAAUUGCCUGGAGCAUAUUUUCAAAUUUUUGAAUUUGAAUGAUCUAUUAAACGUAGCCGGUACGUGCAAGAAAUUUCACUCAGCUGCAAAUUAUCCAUUCAGCAGUAAUUUUGGAAAGAAACAGUUUCAUUUACGAUAUACAUACAUAGAACGUGGAUCUUCCGCUUUUUCCAUCGAUACAUUCGAAAACGAUAUUUACAUCCGAAAAUUGAAAAUAUAUUUGAAGUGCUUACGCACCUUUGGUCACUUGAUCAACAAAUUAUGCAUCAAUUACGAUACGAUGCCAAUUCGUGAUGAGAUUGAUUUGUAUAUCAAUCAGUAUUGUUCUGAUUAUGUGAAAGAAAUUGUGUUCUGUUGGUCGAUGAAGGGCGCUAUGAAGAAUUUAACAAAACCAUUUCCAAAUGUGUGGUCGCUUGCAUUUUCCAGUUGCUAUCUCGAAGAUGAAAUAACAAAUUUCAACGAAAAAUUUCCGAAAAUGAAACGUCUCAAGUUCUCCGGUUCGAAUACGAUAGCAACACGCAAAUGCAUUGAAAUGAAUUUUUCCCAUUUGGAGAAUUUGUGCAUCGUAGAUGUUGACACACAUCAAAGCGACACAUUCUUUCAACCCAACAACAUAGCCACUUGCAUACGAUUGAAUCCAGCGCUACGUGAAUUGGAAAUUGGCGGUGAAUUAUUGAACAUUUCAUUUAUACAAAGCGUUCGCAAACAUUUGCAACAUAUUGAGUUUCUUGGCAUUCAACUCCAAAGCCCGAAAUCUUUGCAACUCAACACUGGCACUAUUUCGUUGAAUAUAAAACGAUUGAAAGUUGAUAUUCGUUCAGGGUCAAUGAACCCGGCACGGAUGCCAAAAAUUCCAUUGGUGUCGAAUCAGCUCGAAGAAUUUUCGAUAAAAGCAUGCAAUCUUUGGGUGAAGGAAAGUUUAAUGGACUUUAUCAAAAAAACACCCGAAGUUAAUUAAACUUGUAGUUGAUGAUGAAAGACAAAAUGACAUUAAAUGGAGAUUGCCAGAAGUGACGCAAACAUUGACACAAAUCGAAUUGAAUUUGCACAGAUUCACGCCCGACGAAGCGAUCGAAUUCAUGGCCAGGUAUGCGUCACUGAAAAAAUUUCAGUUCCAAAUGAUUGAUCGGUUUGAUUACGACCUGCUACUGGAUCGCUUGGAUAGAAAAUGGAAGAGAUCAUCAUAUGAUGCGAUGCACGUCACUCUGACACUUAUUGACCAACCAACCACGAACUAAAAUCAACGCUUGAUUUUAUAACUGGUUGUACCAUUGCCUGUUCAUCGUCACCGUUCAACAUUCAAAUUGAAUCAAUGCCUCAACCAUAGUCGAUCGUCAUCAAAUACACAAAGACAUAAACUUUAACAAAUAAAUAUCAUUUUAUUAUUUAAUCCAUCUCUCGAUAGGCAAACCAUUUCAUCUAUUUUUUCUGAACGAAAAUCUGUUCGUUGGAUUUCAUUAUUUAUGUUUAAGCAAAAAAUAUAAAUGCAAUAAAGUUUUUUUCUGUUGUUGAA
Molecule: messenger RNA, 1683 nt
Organism: Contarinia nasturtii (swede midge)
Lineage: Eukaryota; Metazoa; Arthropoda; Insecta; Diptera; Cecidomyiidae
Exons: 2
Coding region: 46-1128 (360 amino acids)
Molecular function (GO): protein binding
Source: RefSeq, a predicted model, not a curated record